UGGCUAUAGUCAGAAUAAAAGAAAGAGAAGCAAACUAACGCUAAACUUAGGUUGUGAAAUGGGGUCUCUCAGCCCCGACACCCACCCAUUCGCCGGCGUGCGACGGCGGCCACCAGAUCCCCUGUUGCUCGUCUACCACUCUCCUCCCCCAUCCUUGAGCGCUUCUCCUCUAGCUCUUCCCCACCUCCCCAAUCCCUGCCCCAGUUGAGCGUUCCUUUUCCCUCGUUGGAAGAUGGUGAGAUCUUUGUUCCAGAGAGUUUAGAUCUUGCUGCUCUGUCCCCGAAGAGAGCCGUCACCCUGCGUGACAUUGCUGCCGUCUCCUUGGAUAGGGUUCCUCCUAGCCCUUCUAUGGCUGAGCGAGGAAAAUCUGCUGCCCAAUCACGCUUGGUUUUUUCAAAUUUCCCUGAGCAGAUGGCGCCAAAAGAGGCCAGAUCUACAGCACUGAAUCGAGAUCCUCCCAGCAGCCCUGCUUUGCUAGUCCUCUCGAGUAAAGAUUGUCCUCUUUACUCUGCCGUACUGAAGAACGACGCACAACCACCCGCGGCUCAACUCGUCCAGUUGCAUCCGCCAUCUCCGAUGUUUAAAUACAGGGACUAAAGUUAAGUCUCUGGAUCCAAACACCACCUUAAUCCGCCGCUCCUUGGCCAAGUUCCAAGACAGCAGAGGCAGAUCCGGGGGAAAGGGAGCAAUCAAGCUUUGCAGCAUCGCCUACACUUCCCAGAUCAUACAGAGCAGCUAGAAGUUAAGGCAUGGCAGGUUGUCAAACCAAAGUACUAGUAGAGGAAAUGUGAUGUAACAAAUCCUACCGUCUUCAAGCCCGCCAACAACUUGCAGGAAUAGCAUUCAAGGAAGUUGCGUUACCUUAAUCACAUAAGAGGUAAAUGCUUCCGUUGUCUGAGUUCAAAGCACAAGGUGCAGGAUUGCAGAGAGCCUCUCCGUUGCUGGUUUUGUUUUGGUUUUGGCCACCAAUCCACAACCUGCAAGUCGAGGCUCUAUAAAUCCCAGAAACAGCAAGCUGAUGCACCCAACUCGCUUGACUUCCCACCCCUCCCAGCCAGCAGAAAUAAACCCCCUGAAGCUCCCUUGGUUCCCAACAUCUCUACCCCGCCCGACAUGGCUGGCGUCCCUAGUGACCUGGUCUCAAGGCCAGAAUUGAGCUACUGCAUGGUGGCUGGUACUGUCGAAGUCGAGAGGCUCCAUGUGCUUUACACGGUGCGCUCGGUGGUGGCCUGGACAGGUGAAGGGCAACAUGUUGAUCUCAACACCAUUGCAGAUGAUGUCCACUCGGCUUACCGCAUUCAUCGCAACGACAUCCAAGUCACCAAGUACCAUCUGGAAAAUUUCUUCCUCACGUUCACCAUCCAUGGUGAUAGGGAGGCAGUCCUGCAGGAGCCAAGGUUGGUGACCAGAAGUGGACGGGAGUACUUCUUCCGGCCAUGGGAUGAGAAGAAGAAUGCAGAAGCAGCGGAUAUCAUUGAAGGUGUCCCAAUGCACGCACGAACAGAGGAUUCAGUGGCCAAGCUCAUUGGUCCUUGGUGCUCGGUGCACUACAUUGAAGAAGACACGCGUCGCCGCAACUACAAUCGCACCUUUGAUGUCUGGGUGUGGACGUCGGACCCAAGCUCCAUCCCGAAGGUUUUGCGUCUCACUGUCACUAGACCAGAUGAAGAAGGUCACCCGAUGAACACUCCUUUUCCUGAUCUUGAACCAGAGCAGCCAGCACCAAGGGAGCCGAAGAAGGGUCUUACUUAUCCGGUCAUCAUCCACGUCGACUAGGUCCAAGACCAGGCUGCGCGGCAUUACAGGGGCUACCAAUGGCGAUACGGGGAGGUCGACAAUGCAGCAAGGGCACGGAUGGUCUCCAGGCCGCUUGAGCCCUGCAGGGCUCUUACAGCGCCUGAGAGACGUUCGGAUGAUGAAGAUGACCACGGCGAUGUCUGCUCAAGAAGGAGGCAUAGAAGCAGAUCUCUCUGGGACCAGCUUGGUGGUCGCUCCUCCAGUAGGAGCAGGGAGCCGGAGUGCCAAGGGAGCAGAAGGUACAAUGAGGAAAACAGAGGAAGACAGAGGAUGCGUGAAGAGGAUAUCAACAUAAGUCACAGCCGGAACCUCUCUCGUUCAGUGGAGCCUGGAGAGACGAGGAUUAGAAGACAAUCUGCGUGACAGCUGAUCAGCGAGGCUCUCCCUCAGCGCCUGCUAUUCAAGCUCCAACAAAGGUCACCUCUCCUUGCAAGCCACAUAGAUGCAAUAGAAGCGAGAGUCCUGACGCAGGCUACACGCCUGACCUCUCCAUCACUCCAGUUGUUUCUUCCUCACCUGAUUGGGUUCCAUUCAUGCAUGUCUCGGGUGCUGUUCUCGAUCUGCUGGAGAAACACCUGGACCCAAUGGUUCAUGAAGCUGAGAUGGCUCACUCCAUGUACUCCCCUGACACUACUAUCCCACGCCCUGUUUCCCCUGUCUUUAUCCUUUCAGCUGCAGGGCAAGGCUCUCAGGCGACAACUAGAGGAAAAGGGGAGCAGACUGCUGAUGUUUUCUUUGCUGAACUCUCGACGCCGGUGCUGCAGCCUCUGUUGCCGGUGCCUGGACACAAACAGCACCGCCCUUGUCGCAACAAGCAGUAGAAGAAGCCUCUUUCUCCUGCAGCUGUGAAGACCAUCGCAGCCCUGGUCGAGAAAGGUGGCUGCAAAUCAGUCCGCCUGCGUGGAGGAAGGAAGCUGGCGGCUGUCUCGCCGGCGUGAAGAACCUCCCACAGUGAAACAGUUGUGCUUCGCUGACCAUGCAGUGGAGAAGAUAUUCCAUCCCAAUGGAAGCUCUCAGCACGCUGUCUCUUUGUGUUUCUACCAAAUGUUUUUGGCUAUGUUUCGGAGACAGUCGUCUAUGCCUUCCUCCACCAAUUUUUCUCCUAAAAACUGCAUGUAUCUCCAGUAGAUGUGUCUUUUGCUUAUGUCUCAACAAUCAUGUUUCAUCCUGUAUUGGAACAUAAGAGGGCUCAACAAUCCAGCAAAGAAAGACAGUGUUAAGUUGCUAAUUGAUGAUAUGAAAGGUUCAAUCGUGUGCCUGCAGGAAACAAAACUAUAAGUA
Molecule: messenger RNA, 3078 nt
Organism: Oryza sativa Japonica Group (Japanese rice)
Lineage: Eukaryota; Viridiplantae; Streptophyta; Magnoliopsida; Poales; Poaceae
Source: RefSeq, a predicted model, not a curated record